This is a messenger RNA of Peronospora farinosa, 1866 nucleotides long. NCBI's taxonomy places the organism in Eukaryota, Oomycota, Peronosporomycetes, Peronosporales, Peronosporaceae. The record is from the annotation of a GenBank genome assembly.
AUGCGUACACUUCCCGUUCUCAGUAUCGAGACACGAGACGCGAUUACAAAGAGUAAAGACGGUCAAAGCUCCAAUUUUUCGUCUCCUCUUCCUCCAUGUCCAGAAGAUCCUCCAGCACCACCUCCUCCAUCAUUUACACCGCCUAAAUACCGUCCAUUGGAGGAUAAUGAGGACGAUACACGCAGCGUAGAGAGCGCAGACGAGCCCAUGGAGCCACAAAACUUUCCGACACCUCCUCCUCCACCUUCUCCUCCUGUAAUAUCUCCAAUGGGUACACCCCCUCCUCCGCCACCUCCUCCAUUUUCCCCUCCCAGUACCAAGAUCACUUUAGAUUUGUCAGGAACUUUGGACAACGCCAUACAGGCCACGAAAGAGACGGAAGCAUCUCGUUUAUUACCUGAAAAGAGAGAAGAAAGUGAUGGAGAAGAUGGGGAUGAUGAACGAGAAGAGAUAUUGCAACCAGCGGACUUGACGACGCUCGCUGAUACCUCGUCGUCCUCGGUGAUUGCGUCCAUGAGAAGUGCAGUGGGAGAGAAGGAGAUUAUGGCGACGGACUUUGUACGAGAAGUGCCAGUCAAGAAACCACGAUUUUAUAUCGGAGACAUCGACAACUACAGCAUCAUUGACAAGGUCGGAUCUGGAACUUAUGGUGAAGUGUUCAAGUGCCAGCAUAAAGUGACAAAGGAUAUUGUGGCACUAAAAAAGCUAAGACCGGACGUGGAAAAGAACGGGUUUCCGGUUACUUCCAUUCGCGAGAUGAAGAUCCUCAAGUACCUUAGGCAUCCGAAUAUCGUGGAACUGAAGGAGAUUGUAUCGUCCAGUGCCCCGCCUAAAGAAGGCAAGAGGCCGCCUUUGUACUUUGCGUUCGAGUACAUGGAGCACGACCUCUCAGGACUGCUGAAUCACCCGCGUGUAAAGUUUACUCGUACGCAGAUUCAAUGCUAUAUGCGUCAGUUGCUCACAGGCAUCGCGUUCAUGCACCGCAACAAGAUUAUUCAUCGAGAUAUAAAAGCAUCGAAUCUGCUGCUCAAUAAUCAGGGAUUGCUCAAAGUGGGAGAUUUUGGCCUCUCUAGGUUUUGGAACGAAGUGAACGCCAAGGCUGGACGAUACACAAAUAAGGUGGUCACGCUUUGGUAUCGACCACCGGAGCUGCUGUUAGGCUCAACGUCGUACGAUUUUUCGGUGGAUGUCUGGUCUAUUGGUUGCAUCUUUGGCGAGCUGCUACUGGGAAAACCCAUUUUACAGGGAAAGACUGAGAUCGAACAGCUCCAAUUAACAUUUGGGUUUUGCGGGAUGCCGACGGAGGAAACUUGGCCUGGGUUCUUUAAAAUGUCAGGAGCUGAAAACUUUCAGAUGGAUGAUAAAUUCGUAUGUCCAUUGCGUGAAAGGUUCAAAAACUUUCCACCGCACGCCGUGGAUUUGUUGGAAAAGCUGCUGCACUUGGAUCCUGCUAAACGAAUCACAGCCGCAGAUGCUAUGGACCACGACUACUUUUGGCGUGUGCAAACAUGUACGCCGCGAGAUCUGCCAAAAUUCUGCGUAUCAUCUACACAUGAGUAUCAGUCGAAGAAGCGUCACCACGAAGAGAUGGUGGCAGCUGCCGCAAUGAACAGUAGCAACACGAAAAAUAGUGGUCAGCCCCGCAACGUGCGUCAACGAGGCGAGCGCAGCGGAUUCCGUGAACGCAACGAUCACUACCGCAGCGAAGCUCAUCACCAGAGCCGCUCAGACCGCGGUCGAUCCUACCGUCCAAGCCGCCCCAACAACGACUAUUACGAUCGUAACCGUAAUCGCAGCCGCAGUCGGAGCCGAAGCCAGGAGCGCCGUCGCGACCGAAAUAGCCGCGACCGUGAAUACGAGCGCUAA